GUACGUGUGGUUCUCAAAUACAGGCAUGUUGAUGGGAAUUUGUGUAUCAAAGUAACAGACGAUUUAGUUUGUUUAGUGUACAGAACAGACCAAGCUCAAGACGUAAAGAAGAUUGAGAAAUUCCACAGUCAACUAAUGCGACUUAUGGUGGCCAAGGAAUCCCGCACUGUCUCCAUGGAAACAGAAUGACUGGUUUGAAAUGAAGACUGUUUGUAUGUUCUUGGGAAGUAGAUAGCUUUUGAAACUGAGAACGUUGGAAAGAAAAUAUUUAUGUAACUGAGCUGUUGAGAGCUGAGGGACCAGCCUGUACUCUGAGGCUUGCUUUAGAGUGGGAAUGUCACUGCUUGCAGUUACAAAACCUUUAUUUUUGGAAACUGAAUAAAUACCCUAGAAAUUUUUGCAGAUCAUUUGAUGUUGGGCAAAUAUAUAAUUAUUUUUCUGGUAAAUUCAUAUCAGUAAUUUGUUGAAUUAACAAGAAAAGUUAGUUCUUUCUAGAUUGUGUUUAAGAGGAAAUAAAGUGUAACCUUUUGCUGUGUUGGUAUGUUUCUUUUGGAGCAUAACAUUUGUGCCAUUUAUAAUAAACGUGGCAGCUGAGGUCACUGCUCUGCAGUGCACCUGACCCGGCAUUGUGAAAAGCAAGCUUGCUUCUCCUUCCUUACCAGGUUCAAACUGUGUUUGAAUAGAAAGGAUUGGUAGCAUCAGCUGGCUGGGCAGUGAGUGACUAAGUCUGGCAGAUGACGGUCUCUGUGAUGUGCUGAAGCCACCCUACGCAGAACAGUCAUCACGUAAUUCCCACCCGAAGUCUCUCGGAAGAGUUAAGGGGUGUUCAGACUGAACUAAAGUACUAAGCAUAGCAUGCCUCUCAGAACUGUUAGGUCUCCAAUAAGCCAGAAGUCUACUAUUUCAUAUUUAACCUGUAUUUGUAAUCUAAUUUUACCAUCUAAAUGUAAUGUCCCAUGUUGUCUGCUCAAGAGUGAAGGUAUUGCAUUAAAGUAUUUUUUUGUAAAAGUUUGUCAUGUUCAAUAACACUUUAAUUUAGAAUUUUAGUCUUAAGAGGUCAGUAAAUAAAAUAUAAAUAUACUGUUU
Molecule: messenger RNA, 1086 nt
Organism: Cricetulus griseus (Chinese hamster)
Lineage: Eukaryota; Metazoa; Chordata; Mammalia; Rodentia; Cricetidae
Source: RefSeq, a predicted model, not a curated record